AUGCUUUGCUAUAUUAUUCUAGUAGGAUUAGAUUAAGUGCUCGGAUAAUAUUUAAAUACCCCCACAUUCUUCAAUUUCAACCAGCACAUUUCUACUUUUAUUACUUCAAAAAAUGAAUCAAAUUUAUCAAGUACUCAUAAUUGUUUGAUUGUUCCAUGUACUGUUGUUAACAAACAAUAAAAUUGUAUGGUGAUAACUAAACUCACUUAUGGAGGAGAUUGUUAUACAAAACCUAUCAAAUCUAAUCUAAACUUCACUACAGAAGAAGAUGUAGUUACUUUGGAAUUUGCUUAUCUAGCUGUUCAUCAUCCCUAAUCUUAAAAACCUUAUACUGGUAUCGUAGUAGGUUGGACAAAUGAUGAUGAUGAAUAUUAUUGGGUUGGAGCAGAAGACAUAACCUUAAUAACCUCAGGUGUAAAUUAAACAAACAAAUAUGCCUAAUUUGUUACUAUUAAUAGUCUAGCUGAGAACACUUGGACAAAAGUAUAUUAUAAAUAAAAAUAAUAUAGGUUAGGUUUCACAUAAGACCAAAUUCAAUAAAACCAUUCAGAAUAAUCUUUGAAGCCUAUUCUGAUGCUACUGAUUAUGCAGGUUAGUUUUUGAUUACUAAUAUUUCAAUAUUUGAUAGAGGAAUUUGCUCAGAAGGAUGCAGUAGUUGUUUAUCUUAUUCUGAAUGUACAUCAUGUGAAAAGGGAAGACUCUAUAGAGGUGCCUGCAUAUCUGAUUUCUGUUAUUUUGAUGCAGGCAGUAUAACAGCUAAUAAAAUCUCAGUAGGAUGGAUUUAAGAAUAAAAUGCUCUAUAUGGUAUAGUAUUAAAGAACAUUAAAAUUAAGGAAUGCCAUAUGGUUAAAUUCAUAAUGAACAAAGCCAAUAAUGUUUAUAUAGAUGGAUCAAAUCCAAAAAUAGCUCUUUAUUAAUAUGGAUUUAAAAUUGUAGAAAAUACUUUAACUGCUGCUGGUUGUUAAUAUUAAUUAAAAUUACCACUCUCUUAAUAAGCAGGAUAUUCAUGUCUAUUUGAAUUCUAUUUGUUCUUGAACAAUACAUCAGUUGAAUUAGUUAAUUUAACAUGGACUUAAGAAUUUUAUUAUCCAAAUGAUAGUUCUAUUUUAAUAGCAAAAGAUAUCUCUGGUGAUUAAAUUUAAUUUGGAGUAUUGUAAGAUUCAAUUGAUAUUGGUCAAGCCUCAACAAAAGUUGAAGGCAAGGUUCUAUUAUGUUAAAGUCGUGAUUGUAGGUCAUUUCAUUAUGAACCUUAAGUAUUGUAUUUAAAUGAUUUUUUUUAUAUUUUGGUGAUGCUUGAUAAUAAAUACAUGGAUUUUGGAGCAGAUUAUAAAUUUCAAUUAGUAAGUGCUGUGGCUCUUGGAAAUGGAACAAAUAUUAAUUUAAAAUCUUAAGGUGAAAGUGAAAAAAAUAUGAGUGCUACUAUUUAUAAAUUUAUUGUUCCAGUUGCAGUUUAAAAUUGUACAAUUUAAAUCACAGCUUAAUUGGUUGAAAGAGAUAUAGAUGACAACUAUCCAACAGAUACAAGAAGAAGAUUGUCUUUAAGAAGGCUUUUAUAAACUACUAAUGAAACUACUUCUAUUGCUAAUUCAGGAUAUUCAGUAUCAGGUAGUAUUAAAGUUGAAAGCAUUGAAAUAUUACCUUAUUGGAAGGUAUAUCCAAAGGAUGCUCCUUAUAUUAUCAUAGGAGUUUCUGCUGGUUUAGUUCUGAUGGCAAUAAUCUUAUAUUGUGCUUGUUUGUCUUUCAGUUAGAAGGUACCUGAUAAUCAGCCAAAUACAUUUAAAGUCAACAAUUUAAUUUUGAUUGAAGAUGAUAAAGAGAAAAAUAGGAUAAAAGAAAUAUUUUAGAGUAAUCCUUAGAAAAAUAAUUGA
This is a messenger RNA of Paramecium pentaurelia, 1868 nucleotides long. The record is from the annotation of a GenBank genome assembly. NCBI's taxonomy places the organism in Eukaryota, Ciliophora, Oligohymenophorea, Peniculida, Parameciidae.